AUGGAGUCAUCUAGGAUUUUUAUCACAGGGCUUCCACCUGCAAUCACGGAAGAUGAUUUCAAGAAGCAUUUCAGUGCAAAGUCGGCAAUCACAGACGCGAAAUUGAUUGCACAUCGACGAAUUGGAUACGUAGGAUACAAGACACCAGAGGAUGCUCAGAAGGCUGUCAAGUAUUUCAACCGGUCGUUUAUUCGCAUGUCAAAGAUUGGCGUGGAACUUGCACGACCUAUCUCCGAUCAGACAUUACCAGUAUCGAGAAAGGCGCAACGAGAACAGGAACGGGAGCAUGCAGCCACACGACGAAAGGAGUACGAAUCUUUGAAAAAGUCAGAGCUCAACACUGCCUCCAAAAGAAAGCGCGACGAUGUCGAUGAAGCGGACCCGAAGUUGAAAGAGUUCUUGGAGGUUAUGCAGCCUGCCUCCAAAGCUAAGACGUGGGCUUCUCCGGUCGGAGAGGAAGACAUGGAACAACCGCCUACGAAGAUACAAGCCAUCGAGGCUCCUGAUGCUGAGAGCGAGGACGAUUAUGAGAUGGUGCCAAAACGCCAGAGGAAGAAUAGCCCCCCAGCACCUUCACCUACAAUACCUGUAGAGGUGAUAACGGAUGUUCCCGCUGUGCCAGCAACUAUCGAAGCGCCUUCACGAGAGGUACCUCUAACUGCCACGGAUGACGAUUGGCUUCGAAGUCGGACAAAUCGAUUAUUGGACUUAGUGGAUCCAGAUACCAUACAAGAAGCUCAGGGUGGAAACCAAGCGCAACCGCAAGUUGUGUCAGUGGUUGAGUUAGCAGAGAAAACGCCAGCCCCUGAAGUGGAGGCGUCCCCAGAACAAACAGUUGUUCCACUUGAAGAAGAACCCGAAAAGCCUGAUCCCGUACUGGAGGAAAUUGCGAAGAACGGCCGGCUUUUUGUUCGGAACUUACCUUAUACUGCCACGGAGGACGACCUUCGAAACCAUUUCGAGCCAUUCGGGCCUCUUGAAGAAAUACACCUGGCAGUCGAUGCUUCUGGGACGAGCAAAGGGUUCCUUUUGGUGCAGUACUCCAACCCUGAAUCUGCUGCCGAAGCAUUUCACCAGCUGGACGGCGAGCCUUUCCAAGGUAGACUCCUGCAUAUAUUGCCUGCUGCUAACAAGCGGGAGAACAAGCUUGAUGAGUUCGCCGUCGCAAAACUACCCCUAAAAAAGCAGAAGCAGAUCAAAAAGAAAGCGGAAGCAUCAUCGAUGACUUUUAACUGGAACUCAUUAUACAUGAACCAAGAUGCUGUGAAUACUGCGAUUGCUGCUCGAUUGGGAGUUUCAAAAUCCGAGCUUCUGGACCCAACAUCUGCAGACGCCGGUGUAAAGCAGGCUAUCGCAGAAACAUCGGUUAUCCAAGACACGAAGUCGUAUUUUGAAAGGAACGGUGUCGAUAUUAAUGCGUUUAAAAAGCGGGAGCGAGGUGAUACUUCAAUCCUCGUUAAGAAUUUUCCAUAUGGGAUGACGCUUGAAGAGUUGCGCAAGAUGUUCGAGGAGUUUGGGCAGGUACUUCGCGUUUUGAUGCCUCCGACUGGUACUAUUGCAAUUGUCGAGUUUGCUCAACCCACCCAUGCACGAGCGGCAUUUGGGAGCUUGGCAUAUCGCAGAAUGAAGGACUCUAUCUUGUAUCUAGAAAAAGGACCCAAGGACCUUUUCACCACUGCAGCUAGCACUGCCGCCCCUGCUAGCCUAGGUCAGCAAGAAGCCGAUUCUUCGGCCCACAAGGUCUCCGCUUCUGAUCUUCUAGAGAGGGAGAGUGCGAACGAUGGGCUAGAUACAACAACAUUGUUUGUUCGCAACUUGAACUUUACUACUACAAGUGCCCGGUUAACAGAGACGUUCAAGCCACUCGAUGGUUUCCUCUCGGCGCGGGUCAACACAAAGACAGAUCCCAAAAAGCCUGGCCAAGUCCUAAGCAUGGGCUUUGGUUUCCUAGAAUUCAGGACAAAGGACCAAGCCCAAGCGGCAUUGAAGGCAAUGGAUGGCUAUACUCUUGACGAUCACAAACUCUUGAUCAAGGCGUCGCAUAAAGGAGUUGACGCGGCAGAGGAGCGACGAAAGGAAGACAGAGCUAAGAAGAUCUCUGGUAAGCGCACAAAGAUUAUCAUCAAGAAUUUGCCAUUUGAAGCCUCGAAGAAGGAUAUCCGCACUUUAUUUGGAACGUAUGGUCAAUUGCGUUCUGUCCGUAUGCCCAAGAAAUUCGAUCACUCGGCUCGGGGGUUUGCGUUUGCCGACUUCAUAACGGCCCGCGAGGCAGAAAAUGCGCUUGAAGCGUUAAAAGAUACACAUCUGCUUGGUAGAAGACUCGUGCUGGAGUUUGCUGCGGAAGACUCUAUUGACGCCGAAGAAGAAAUUGAAAGAAUGCAAAAGAAGGUGGGAAGUCAGGUUAGCAAGGUCGCCAUGCGAAAGCUUACCGGCGGGGGCCGUAAAAGAUUCAAUAUCGAAGGCAAUGAUAACGAAGCCGAGGAUUGA
Messenger RNA from Glarea lozoyensis ATCC 20868, 2487 nucleotides. Its product is annotated as RNA-binding, RBD. The transcript has 3 exons. Bases 1 to 2487 code for a protein of 828 amino acids. Lineage: Eukaryota; Fungi; Ascomycota; Leotiomycetes; Helotiales; Helotiaceae. Gene Ontology annotation, molecular function: RNA binding. The record is from RefSeq and is a predicted model, not a curated record.